AUGAUGAGAUGUAGGAGAUCAUAAGAGCCGUAAUGCCAACCUAAACAAUAAAAGCAGGAGGUUCUUUAAAAGAUUACGCGAUUUGUUUACAUUGCCCUAAAGACGAAAAUAGCUAAAAUGGAGCUAGAUUAAAACGAAACCUUUCGCAAAGACUGGAAUGGCGGCAACCAGACGAGAAUUCAAACAACAGAAUGCUGAUCAUUGAUAUAAAUGGACAAGUGGCUUUAUUCAGAGAUCUACUAAUUCACAUCGGACAGACAAGGGAUUGUCCUGAAUUACGGGAGAAGAUCAGAAAAUUACGACGAAGUUGCGUGGAGGCCUGCAAGCAUACCAGCCAAUUAAUUUUGCCCCAGCUACGCAGCGCUGUGGCGGAGGGAAUUCCUGCCGACAACCCGCAUCUAGUUCUCCUCUUCUUCAUGUCGCAACUAUUCCUCCGUGAACUCACCAAGUGCCACCGACUAGUUCAAAUCAUUCCCAUGGAUAUGUCCGGAUACUACGAUAACCGCGCCGGGCCGUCGAAUUUGGGAAAUGUCAUAAGUCAAAUUCUUUUGUGUAAACAAAUAACACCAGAUUUCAAUCAGGAGGAAUUGUGCAGCAUCUCGAAAGAUUCGCAGGAGAUCGGGAAGCUAUUGAAGGAAAUGCAGGAGUACAUGCCCAAACAAGAAAAUAACUUGGAGAAAUCAAUUGCUCUAACAGAGGACCUUACAAGUCAGUGGACCAAUAAACGUCGAAGAAAUUCAUUAUAUAAGAAUAUGGGGUUACUUUGUUGUGUUCGUCGUCCUAAUUAUCUGUGACUAUGUGAAUUAAAAGGAACACUACUCAUUUUAGAAAUUACAGCAUCGUAUCAAAAAUUGGUUCAUUAUAUUGCCGCAGGCAAUGCCUUCUUCCAUUUUUAUAUAUCGACAUUCCCAUAAGUACAAUUAUUUGCAAUAAAAUGUAGUAACCUAGAAUGAAAACAGUCAAUCCAACUUUCGAACACUUACUAAAAAUCAAUCUACAAUAACCGUGCCAAUUUUUGCUCAAUCGAUAGUACAAUAGUCACGUAGAUAGAAAUUUUUAGCCGUCGUAAGUUCAUUUUUUUCUACAACAAAAAUCACCGAAAAAUGGAUGGAUAAUUACGGCGUACGAGCUUCCGGCAAGUACUUCUUUUAUUUUAUCAUAGCUAGUUCUCUAAAUUUGCAUUUCGAGUCUUUCAAAAAUGCUUCUUUGGAACGUCGACUCGGUUCUGUUGAGCAAAAAUUAGUACCGACGAUAAGGAUAAUGCAAGGAUAUCGCACUACAAAAUACUGACAUUUCAUUAAAGUAUCAAACUCUGCAAAACCCACUUUAAAUGAAAUGGCUUUAUUUAGACCAAUAAUGAUAUCACAAUUUAAGUUAAAUACAUGAAGAUCACAUUUUUAGUCUCAGUAUAUACAAAAAAAUGCUGUAGUGUAUCACAUUUACCCUUUAAAGUAACCAAAAACGAAAAGAAAUCAGUUUCAUUCGUAAUUCCCGCGCAGCUGCACUUCGGAAUUGUUCGGAAUUCGUCAAUAUUAGCGAUGACGUGUCGAAUUUGAUUUGGCGCGGAAAUUCAAAAAUUGAAUUUCACGCGCAAAUAUAAGAAACAUCGGUGUUGUUUGUUUUAUUAAUGUAUUCGACUGUCUGAAAGGUAAUACCGCAGAUGACUUCGAAAAAAGUCUUAGUUUGAUUCGUAUUAACGUCACGUAAGUGGCGUGAUUGUCUGUGUAACGCACAAGAGAUGUUUUGGCAGAAGGCAGUUAAUUUGUCGGUGUUAAUUUAUAAAGGAAAACUAUAUGGAUAACCAGAAUUUGUUCAAGAUGUAAUUUUGCUUACUGAUGAAGAUUUGACAAUUGAUAACCGUCUGCUGUUUGUUUUCAAUACAAAUUUUUCGUUGCAAAAUUCAAACACGUUAUUUUAUCAAGCCAAUAUACAAAAAUACUUAAAUAGUUAAAACUAUUUAGUUGCUAGUGUCACAUAUCAUAUAAGUACAGCGUAGUUAAACAUUCACCUGUGAAAUAAAUAAAAGUCACACGUACUUUACUAGAAUAUCUAUUGUAUAUCUACAUAUUUACAUAUCUUUUUUUAACAAAACAUGUCAUGUACGUGUUAAAAGCGCUUUUUAUGUUGUUGACGGAAAAAUAGCUACUUACAUCUAGCUGAAAUUGUGGAUAUCUUCACCAGUGAGCGAAAUAUUGUCUUGGAAGAAAUUCUGGGAACCCUGUAUGAUUUACUGUUUUAAUGUUAUUUAGAAUCGUUGUCUUAAAGAGCAGCUUCAUAUGGUGCCAAAUGUAAUUGAUAUAAUAUAUGGUGUAACGUAUUAUCUAUAUAUGUACAAUGUAUCAUAUAGUUACCGUUUGGGUGAACAAGUGUCAGCUGAAUUGUUUUCUUUAAAUCAUUUCGUAUAUUUUUAUUAUAUAGUUUUACAAAACGAAAGUAUUUUUGG
Molecule: messenger RNA, 2443 nt
Organism: Zophobas morio
Lineage: Eukaryota; Metazoa; Arthropoda; Insecta; Coleoptera; Tenebrionidae
Exons: 5
Coding region: 192-794 (200 amino acids)
Biological process (GO): G protein-coupled receptor signaling pathway
Cellular component (GO): neuron projection
Source: RefSeq, a predicted model, not a curated record